Drosophila novamexicana is the source of this 1608-nucleotide messenger RNA. It is a transcript of the gene aspr, whose product is annotated as neurogenic locus notch homolog protein 1. NCBI's taxonomy places the organism in Eukaryota, Metazoa, Arthropoda, Insecta, Diptera, Drosophilidae. The transcript is spliced from 6 exons. The coding region runs from base 86 to 1411 and encodes 441 amino acids. The record is from RefSeq and is a predicted model, not a curated record.
ACGAAAACUACUUAUAAACAAAUAAAAUAACUAUAUAUAUAUAUAUACAAUUUCUUUUGUUGUUCUUAAGAAGUGUAACUUAAAAAUGCUUUCACAGCCGCAGCAGCUACUGGGCGUGGCAUUGAUACUACUGGCCCUGGGCUGCCAGAGUACCAUAGGUAAAAAACUAGAGAAACGUUGUGUCAACUGCUCAUAUCGUACGUAUUACACUUAUGGCGAUGGUCGUUCCCUGCAGCGCGUGAUCUAUCAAGAUCCGGUCUACACACGUGCUGCCCAGACUUACGGCUGCAGUGGAAAUCCGUGCGGCGUGAACGCCGUGUGUCAGGAGGCUGCCGGCGGCCGUCCGGUCUGCUCCUGCCCGCCCGGCUACAGCGGUAAUCCGCUUACGCAUUGCAAUCGUGGCGAGUGCUUGGACAACGUCGACUGUCGGGGCGACCUCCAGUGCAAGGAUAAUCGCUGCGUUAACCCAUGUGUGGGCGCCUGCGGUAUUGGCUCCAACUGUGAUGCCAGAAAUCAUGUGGCCGUCUGCAGCUGUCCAGCUGGCCACAAUGGAGAUCCCUACACGGCCUGUCAUCUAAACGAUCCAGAGGAACAAUGUCAUCCGAGCCCGUGCGGCAUUAACACCAAAUGCGAGAUUAUUAAUGGAGUGCCCACCUGUUCCUGCCUGCAUGGCUUUCUGGGCAAUCCGCUGAGCGGCUGUCGCCACGAGUGCGAGCACGACGGCGACUGCGGCGGCCGGGAUAUGUGCAGCAACUACAAGUGUGUGCCAUCCUGUGGACAGUGCGGCAUCGGAGCCAGCUGCAAGUCGGUGUCCAAUCAUAGAGCGUUGUGUGAGUGCCCCAAGGGCUAUAUUGGCAGUCCGUACACAGAGUGCCGGCCGGAGUGUUAUGGUGAUUCGGAUUGCCCGGCGGGCAGGCCGGCCUGCUUCUAUGGCAUCUGCAAGAAUACAUGCGAUGGCGCCUGCGGCGUUGGUGCCGAUUGUAAUCUGCGCGGCCUGACGCCCGUCUGCAGUUGCCCACGCGACAUGACCGGUGAUCCGUUCGUGCGCUGUCGCCCCUUCACCAAGGAGGAUCUGUGCGAGCCGAAUCCGUGCGGCACCAAUGCCAUAUGUGUGCCCGGCCACGACAAUACCGGACGCGAGCGACCCGUCUGCAAUUGCCUGCCGGGCCACACUGGAAAUCCACUCUCCCACUGCUCACGCGGUGAGUGCCUGAGCAACAACGAGUGCCCGGACCACAGGGCCUGCAUCAACUAUCAGUGCGUCGAUCCGUGCAUUGGCAAAUGCGCCACUGGCGCCAGCUGCGAGGCCAAGGCACAUCUAGCCGUCUGCCGUUGUCCACAUGGCCAGUCGGGUGAUGCGCUUGUCUCCUGCCGCCAGACACGCCUCUUCCCAGUGGCCAAAUACCACUGAGCGCUGGCCCAUCUCUCCGUGGGUGGAUAGCAAACGCCGCACUGCCUGCCAACACUUCAACUCACGGCUCAAGCUCAACUCAGCUUCCAAUCGAAAUAAUGAAAGAACAAAACAACAAAUACUUCAAUUAAUGCACCUAAUUCACUGACAAACUUGGGCUUACAUUACAAUAAAAAGAGUUACAUAAUUAUGUAUUA